CCUGUCGGGCUGCGGCUCAUUGUCACAAUUUCCGGACUCGGGUUCGGGCUCGUGUCGUCGUCUUCGUCGUCGUCGUCGUCGCUGCUGUUGUCUCCUCUCCCUCCCGAGAGAGAGAGAGAUAGCCCCCCCGGCCUCCGCUUUCCAUGUUCUCUUCUCGUUCUGAGUUUGAACUCAUCGGCCGGAUUCGGCAAUCUCGCGUCUCUGAUUGGCACCUCGCGUGCUCAUCAUCCAGUAGCCCAGCCCCAGCCCGAGCCCCGCACCACGGAUCUCCUCUCGUCAACCAACCCAUCGAGCUCGCUGCCCCCGACCUUCCUUGCCUCGCCUCGCUUGCCCCCCUGCCUGCCACUCAGCUGCCCAGCGCUCCUUAUCCGGGGCCUAUCUCUUGUCCCCCGGUCACCUUGCACUUUGCGCGCUGCCUUGCCUGCCUUGCCCCCUCCUGCCUGCCUCUUGCACCCGUGCGCGUCCGAUUCCGCCUGCGCUAGGCCCCGGUGGCCGAGGUAGCUUUGGGUCCGUUUUUUCCCCCCAUCCCCCAUCCCCCAGCCCCAGCUCCCGAGAAUUUUCAUCUCUGGCGCUCAUUCUCGACAGCCCCCGUCAAAGUGGAGCUGAACUGGCGCAGCCGUGACGAGCAAGGCGCUCGCUCGCUGCUGCUGCUGCUGCUGCUCCGCAGGCGAUCGAAGUGGUAGGCCGCGAGGGCAGGCCCCAGUGCCUUUUCGGUCACUGGCGGGCGAGCGAGCGAGCGAGCGAGGGCGCGUGCGGGCGAUUCGAGUGGAUCUCUCGACCACCUUCGGGGCAGCGGCGAGUGUUUCUUCUGCGGUCGAUGCUGCUGCAGUCGUCGGGCUGUCAUGGAGCUCGCGAGGAGCUCGUCCCGGCGUCUAUGAAGACUGCGGUGGAGCGCAAGGCCUCUCUCUACUCUGACAGGGGACUAUGACUAUACAAGCGUGACAUGACUCCAGUAGACUAUGCCGUGGAGGCAGGGCAUGAAGGUAUGCUUGUGGCGCACAUCAAAGCACGUGCUGGUAAUCUUCUGCAUAUUGAGCUCCCUCUGCACAAUUCAAGGGAGAACCCAUAUUGCAAGCAGGAGCACAAAGCGGUGUCUUCCUUGGAACAGAUGGAAAAGGAAAAGGAGAAAGAAACCAUUGAUUGGGGAGAAACCAUUGAUUGGGGGUGCGUUGGGAAUCUGCAGGCCAAUGCCCGAGUGGCUGGCAAGAAGGACCAGUUGAUCAGCGUUGUUUCAUCUUGAUGAAUAACGCCAGCAGCUGGAACGAGUCAGCAGUGAAUUGUCAGGCGCAAGGAGGGCACCUCGCCGCGCUCGCCAGUGCUCUGGAGUUCCCCUUUCUCGACGGCCUGUGCACGAGCGACGCAUCAGGAAGCUGCUGGCUCGGAGGCACCCUGCGCCGAUCGAGCAGCAGCGGCAUCUUCACGCCGAAUUGGACCGACUGCCGAGUCCUCUGGAAUGAUUCCUUCUACCCUCCGGCGCCUCCUCCACCUUCCACAAACUGCUCGGAUCCGAGCUGCCCCGAUUUCCUCGAAAACGGAUGGUGUUCCCUCGUGGUGAACUCCUCCCUUGUCUGGGGCAGUUGCGAUACCAAACAUUCCUUCAUUUGCACCCUCGGCCCAGAUGGCUCGUGCGGAGGGAGAUCGGCGAACAAGGCGUACAUAAUCACAUUAUCGGUGGUGAGCUCGGUGAUUUUGAGCACGACGCUCGGGGUGACGAUCUGGCUGCUGGCAUACAGGAGGACGAAGAGAAGGCGACGGCGCAGGCGAGAUCAGAGCACGCUGGCGGCGUCGGCCGCCAUCGCGCCGGCGUGGAGAGUGUACACAUUCUCGGAAUUGGUCAACUUCACGGAUGGGUUUGCGCCCGAGAACAAGCUCGGGGGCCGCCAUGGCGGCGGCGGCGACUCGGACAGCUUCACGUACAAGGGCGUGCUGGCCGACGGCUCGCCCGUGGCCGUGCGCAAGGUGCGACGGCCCGGGCUGCAGGGCGAGAAGGACUUUCUGGCCGAGAUGCGCAAAAUUGGUCGCCUCCGCCACGAGAACCUCGUCGCCAUGAAAGGCUGCUGUUUCGAUCGCAACGAUGGCUACAUCAUUUACGAAUUCAUCCCCAAUGGCACCCUCGAUGAUUGGAUUCAUCAUUUGCCCUCCGGUGCGCGCCCGCUCGACUGGGAUGCCCGCAUGCGCAUUGCCGAGGGCAUCGCCGAUUCCUUAGCGUACUUACACGACAAAGUGAAGCCGAAUGUGGUGCAUCGAAAUGUGCGAGCUAGUACGGUACUUUUAGACAACGAAUUAAAACCCCAUCUUUUAGGCGUGGGGCUUGUCAAUAUGGCAUUACGAGAUACAACGCACGAGCCAACGGUGAUCGUAGGAACGCAUGGGUACCUUGCCCCCGAGUUCGUGUACCGCAAUGAACUGACGACCAGGAGCGACAUCUUCAGCUUCGGAGUGUUGCUGCUGGAGCUGGUGACUGGGCGUAAGCCCACAGUGGCAGAGGGCGAGAUUUCAGAAACUCCGACAAUUUUUGAGUGGGCGACACCGCUGCUCCAGGCAGAAGCGUGGACAGAAUUAUUAGAUGUGACGAUAGGAUCGGUUCCGAAUUACUCGCAGGUGAAGAAGGUGGUGGAGUUGGCCUACACAUGCACGCAGCAUGUGCCGUCCAUGCGCCCUCGGAUGUCUCAUGUGCUCUACCAGCUGCAAGAGCUGCAGAGAGCCGAGCUGGUGGUUCAGCCCAUGAUGAAUACAGAAAGAACCACCAUCCCAUUGAACACGGAAAGUUUGGGUGAUAAUACAACCGAUUUGGAAUUGGAAAUACGAGAGGUCCCUUUGUAACCAU
This is a messenger RNA of Marchantia polymorpha subsp. ruderalis, 2827 nucleotides long. The record is from the annotation of a GenBank genome assembly. Lineage: Eukaryota; Viridiplantae; Streptophyta; Marchantiopsida; Marchantiales; Marchantiaceae.